Penicillium digitatum Pd1 is the source of this 321-nucleotide messenger RNA. RefSeq names its product 60S ribosomal protein eL30. Lineage: Eukaryota; Fungi; Ascomycota; Eurotiomycetes; Eurotiales; Aspergillaceae. The record is from RefSeq and is a predicted model, not a curated record. Gene Ontology annotation, cellular component: cytosolic large ribosomal subunit. Gene Ontology annotation, molecular function: structural constituent of ribosome; RNA binding.
AUGGUCAAGACUAAGAAGUCCGGUGACACCCUCUCCUCGCGCCUGGCGCUUGUGAUGAAGUCUGGCAAGGUUACCAUGGGUACCAAGUCCACCAUGAAGACUCUCCGCUCUGGCAAGGCCAAGCUGGUCCUCAUCUCCGGAAACUGCCCUCCUCUGCGCAAGUCCGAGCUUGAGUACUACGCCAUGCUCGCCAAGACCCCCGUUCACCACUUCAACGGCAACAACAUUGAGCUCGGUACCGCUUGCGGUAAGCUCUUCCGCUGCUCCGCCAUGGCCAUCCUCGAUGCUGGUGACUCCGACAUCCUGAGCCGUGAGGCUUAA